Heteronotia binoei (common prickly gecko) is the source of this 4530-nucleotide messenger RNA. RefSeq names its product G protein-coupled receptor kinase 3 (gene GRK3). Gene Ontology annotation, biological process: G protein-coupled receptor signaling pathway; protein phosphorylation; regulation of signal transduction. The coding region runs from base 38 to 2104 and encodes 688 amino acids. The record is from RefSeq and is a predicted model, not a curated record. The transcript has 21 exons. Gene Ontology annotation, molecular function: ATP binding; G protein-coupled receptor kinase activity; G protein-coupled receptor binding. NCBI's taxonomy places the organism in Eukaryota, Metazoa, Chordata, Lepidosauria, Squamata, Gekkonidae.
GCGAGGGGGGGGGCGGCGGGGGGCGCGUUGGGUCAAGAUGGCCGACCUGGAGGCGGUGCUGGCCGACGUGAGCUACCUGAUGGCCAUGGAGAAGAGCAAGAGCUCACCUGCCGCCCGCGCCAGCAAGAAGAUCGCCCUGCCCGAGCCCAGUAUCCGUAGCGUGAUGCAAAAGUAUUUGGAGGAAAGAGGAGAAUUAACCUUUGACAAGAUCUUCAGUCAGAAGAUUGGUUUUCUGCUGUUCAAGGACUUUUGCCUGAGCGACAUUGAAGAAGGAGUCCCGCAGCUGAAGUUUUACGAGGAGAUCAAAGAGUACGAAAAGCUGGACUCCGAGGAGGAUCGCCUCAGCAGGAGUCGGCAGAUCUACGACACGUAUGUCAUGAAGGAGCUGCUCUCUUGCUCGCAUCCUUUCUCAAAGCAAACCGUCGAUCACGUGCAGUCCCACCUCGCCAAGAAGCAAGUCCCAGCAAACCUUUUUCAGCCCUACAUAGAAGAAAUCUGUGAGAGUCUUCGAGGAAAAACUUUCCAGGCGUUUCUGGAGAGUGAUAAGUUCACUCGGUUUUGUCAGUGGAAGAACGUAGAACUGAAUAUUCAUUUGACCAUGAAUGACUUCAGCGUGCAUCGGAUCAUCGGCCGCGGAGGCUUUGGGGAAGUUUACGGCUGCCGGAAAGCAGACACGGGGAAAAUGUAUGCGAUGAAGUGCUUAGAUAAGAAGCGGAUAAAGAUGAAGCAAGGGGAAACCUUGGCCUUGAAUGAAAGGAUCAUGCUGUCCCUCGUCAGCACCGGCGACUGUCCUUUUAUCGUGUGCAUGACUUACGCCUUCCACACCCCCGACAAGCUGUGCUUCAUUCUGGACUUGAUGAAUGGGGGAGACCUGCACUACCACCUCUCGCAGCACGGGGUGUUUUCGGAGAAGGAGAUGCGCUUUUAUGCCACCGAGAUCAUCCUCGGGCUGGAGCACAUGCACAACCGCUUUGUGGUCUACAGAGACUUGAAGCCAGCAAAUAUCCUCCUGGAUGAACACGGCCACGUAAGGAUAUCGGACCUAGGCCUGGCGUGUGAUUUCUCCAAGAAGAAGCCCCAUGCCAGCGUGGGCACCCAUGGCUACAUGGCCCCCGAGGUGCUUCAGAAGGGGACGGCCUACGACAGCAGCGCGGACUGGUUCUCCUUGGGCUGCAUGCUCUUCAAGCUCCUUCGAGGGCACAGCCCUUUCAGGCAGCACAAAACCAAAGACAAGCACGAGAUAGACCGCAUGACGCUGACUGUGAAUGUGGAGCUUCCCGACUCGUUUUCCCCGGAGCUGAAGUCCCUUCUGGAAGGCCUCCUGCAGCGAGACGUCAGCAAGAGGCAGGGCUGCCAGGGGGGCAGUGCGCAGGAAGUGAAGCAGCACCCUUUCUUCAAAGGGAUUGACUGGCAACACGUCUACCUGCAGAAGUACACUCCCCCCUUGAUUCCUCCCCGUGGAGAAGUGAACGCAGCUGACGCUUUUGACAUUGGCUCAUUCGACGAAGAAGACACGAAGGGCAUUAAGCUGCUGGACAGUGACCAAGAGCUGUACAAGAACUUCCCCCUGGUCAUCUCCGAGCGCUGGCAGCAGGAAGUGGCCGAGACGGUUUACGAUGCCAUCAACGGGGACACGGACAAGAUCGAAGCCCGGAAGCGAGCCAAGAACAAGCAGCUGGGGCACGAGGAAGACUACGCCCUGGGGAAGGACUGCAUCCUACACGGCUACCUGCUCAAGCUGGGAAACCCCUUCCUGACUCAGUGGCAGCGGCGCUAUUUCUACCUCUUCCCCAACCGGCUGGAGUGGCGAGGAGAGGGAGAGUCCCGGCAAAACCUUCUGACGAUGGAGCAGAUCGUGUCUGUGGAAGAGGCGCACAUCAAGGACAAGAAGUGCAUCUUGCUCAGGAUUAAAGGAGGGAAGCAGUUUGUGCUGCAGUGCGAGAGUGACCCGGAGUUUGUGCAGUGGAAGAAGGAGCUGACUGAAGCCUUCACAGAAGCACAGAGGCUGCUGCGGCGAGCGCCCAAAUUCCUGAAUAAAUCCCGUUCCACGGUGGUGGAGCUCUCGAAGCCGCCCCUGAGCCACAGGAACAGCAAUGGCCUUUAGGAGCCGGGGGGAAAGGAAGAUGGCGUGGGGCGGCUGCCUCUCUCCCGGUUCCUCCUGCGCUCUCCAAAGCAGGGUGCCCUCCAGCAGGCAAGAGCGUUGGUGCUUCGGUGCCCAGGAUGAUGCCAGGAGCUCACUUCCGGGAGCCAGAGGAGGCUGAUGUGGCAGCCAGAGAGAGGAAGGAUGAGAGGGGGGUUUUGCUUGUCCCCUGGCCACGGCACUCAGUGGGCUGAAACUAGCUAACGCCCUGAAAGAAGGAAGGGGUUGCUGCUUUGUGAGAAACCUGUCCCAGUGGACUCUCUCUCAGACUGGCCAGUGGGAACGACGGCCGCCCAUUCUCCGAUUGCCUCGCUGCAUCCAGAAGGCAGAGGGGCCCUGCACCCGGGGCAGGAGAGGAGCUUUCCGGGGAUGCUGCCGCUGCUCGUCUCGGGGGUCUUUUCUGAACCCUUGUCCCUCAGCAGUGGGCCCCUCCUGCUCUUCAUGCUGCCCCACUCCGCUGAUGAACCCCGCUCGAUGUCUGUGGUUUGAAACGUCCCUCCUCCUGCUGCUGCUGUUGCUGCUUCAUGGAGAAAAUGUCCAAUUCCGAGUAGUUUGUGGCACUUCGUUGCUGGCCUCCGCCCUUAUUUUGCUUCUCUCCCAUUUGUGCAGAUCCGUCCCUGACAGAGUAGAGGAAAGACCAAAAAGCCGGGGGUGAGGGGUGGGGGGGGGUGUCUCUUUGCAUUUAGACCAUUCUGUGUAUGUGCAACUUUCCUCUCUUUUUUAAAAAGGAAGUGGCCCAUGUUGAAGAGGUUUAGAGUGAAUUCUGAGUGAGCUUUUCUCUCCUUUCUAGUCCUGCAGCCCUUUGAAGAUGGCCAGUGUUGGAUUGCUUGGCUCAGCUAGUUGGCAGCCUCGAAGGACCCUUGACCCUCUCUCCACCCUGCCCCCCCACCAGUUAUCUGUGUUGAGCCCUUCUGCAGGAGGAGGUGGCAGGAGGAAGAAGGCCAUUGGCCAUUUGUGGGGUCAUGUGAGCCACAGCCCUUGGCUCUUUUCUCCCCUUUUGUGCCGGCAUCUUUCAGUCCCCUUUCACCAAGCAAAUGUGGAUGGGGGUGGGGGAGGGCUCUUCAGAGUAAACGGUCUCUCUGGGCUCAGGAAUGACAUGCUGGCUGUAUGUGAAGUCAGAGCACAUUGCAUCUUUUUUCUCAGUCAUUUCCUCCAUGCUUCCAUGGUCCAGAAAGUAUGAAAAUCGCGUCCUUCCGAGAUGAACAAGUAAAAGUCCUCCAGGUCCGAAGUUGGCAUCAGACUGUCCCUCCCUAGCUUGGCUGGACUUGGGAGGGGGGAGAUGUUUGCAGAGGGGGGGGAGGUGGAGAAGCACACGAACCCUCCUUUGUGGAGGGCAGAUGUUUAGUUUUGUAUUGAUUGCCAAGGUUUGGCAAGUUGCACUUCAAGAAAUGCUCCGGGUUGUCUUUGUGAAGAUUAUUGCAGGUUCCGCUUUGGGUUGCAGAAGUGUCCUCUGAGGUGCAGGAGCUUCGGUGCACGUGUGAAGCUCCCCUGCUUUCAUGGAGCUCUUCUGGCAUGUUAGUCUCAAGCACCACAUCUGCAGGCAUGCACCAUUCCUUGCGCCAGGCUGCUAGGUCUAUAGAAAUGAAUUAAGGCACACUUGAGCUCUGUCCUGGAAAGGGUUCUUCUCAUCUGCCCGCAGUUCUUGGCAUGGGGUGUCUGCUGAACAAGCUUCCAUCUGGUCUGUGGUCCAUAACAAAACCUUAUGAUGUCCUUUAAAAACCCAUUUUCUCCACCGAGUCCAGUCCUGCUUCCUCUUGGAGCCUCUUUCUGGUGGGCUGUGCCAAGAGGCUCUGGUGGGCAAGGAUGCCUAGAACCCUCCAGCCAAUGCCAGGCCUUUUCUAGUGGCUGGCUUCCUUCCUGCCACCCAAGUCCCUUGAGGCCGCGCCUGCUGGCCCUGGCUGCUCUCUGCACCCCCUCGUGGCAGCCGCCCGCUGGGGGUCCCCUUGUUUCUUGCACCGGAGAGUUGUGGUUGUAUAGCUCUUGUGUGUGUUACUUUUUCUUUUUUUUUUAGUUUGUGUUGAUUUUAGCUUAGUGUUGUUUUGCAAGCGUCCUGGUUCCAUAGCCACAUUUCUGAAAGUCUGGAAAUCCUGAUUUUUUUAUAAUGCUGGCUCCUGUUCUCGUAAAGAGGGAGAGGCCUCAGGAACCAGAAGAAGCCAAGCAUGAACUUUUACGAAUAAUAUGUUAAUUUGAAAAUGAGACUGGGCAGACACUUGAAUGGACUGUACUUCUGUACGCAGUGACCUCAUUGCUUUCGUAAACGUUGGAGUAAGCUAUUUAAAAUAGGCUGGAUUUAGAUUUUUGUGUUGUUUCAGAGGCACAUGGUAGGAUAGAGAUAUUUUUUGUUUCCACUUGUGUGAAUUGUCAACAGGAAUAAAAAUGAAUAUGAAUGU